AUGGAGAAAGACGGCGGCGCAUGGCUCGCGGCCGGUGAUUAUGAAGACUUUGUUCGGUCUCUCUGCUUCUCCGAUCCUCGACUGCGGCAGCGCGACCCAAAGGCGCAAAUCCAGCGCAUUCCCUUCACAGACGACGGCGUCAGAGUUGUCAAGCUCAGCCUCGAAAACGGCACCUUCGCAAGGACGGCAGACUUCGAUGAGCCGGCCAGUCUGGCCGCCCACUUUCGCAACACGGCCUCACUGCGCGGUCGGCAGAGCAUCUAUGUCGUCGAAGGCCUCGGCCCCGGCUUUGCGGGCGUGCUCGGCGAGCGCUUCUCGCUGCACCCGUCGUUCUUUGUGGAGCACGAGCGCGUGGUCGUGCAUAACCUCAACUGGAUGGGCGAGAGUGACGGCGUGCAGCUGCCUUCGGUCAUCCAAAGCCGGGGGCACUUGGAGAUGAAGUACUACGAGGUCGUGACCUUCGAUAGGAAGCCGACGAGCUUCCGCUGGGUGUGCGCCGCUACUGGAAGACACAUUGGGGUUUCUCGAGACUUCAGGUGGGACAACUCUCCUGAUGAGAUGGGGAACUACUUGAACGUGGGGGUUGUAAGGAGGAAAUGCGGUGUGUGGUCGAGGAGAACUGAAGGAGGCGGUUGGGACUGUGAGUAA
This is a messenger RNA of Colletotrichum spaethianum, 648 nucleotides long. RefSeq lists its product as uncharacterized. The coding region runs from base 1 to 648 and encodes 215 amino acids. The record is from RefSeq and is a predicted model, not a curated record. The transcript has a single exon. NCBI's taxonomy places the organism in Eukaryota, Fungi, Ascomycota, Sordariomycetes, Glomerellales, Glomerellaceae.